Messenger RNA from Danaus plexippus (monarch butterfly), 1432 nucleotides. It is a transcript of the gene Rad60, whose product is annotated as DNA repair protein Rad60. Bases 125 to 1390 code for a protein of 421 amino acids. The transcript is spliced from 2 exons. The record is from RefSeq and is a predicted model, not a curated record. Lineage: Eukaryota; Metazoa; Arthropoda; Insecta; Lepidoptera; Nymphalidae. Gene Ontology annotation, biological process: positive regulation of transcription by RNA polymerase II; cytokine production.
CUAAAAGAAAUAACAAGAUAGCUUUAUUUGUAUUUUUGUGUUUUAAAUUUUCUUAUACAUAUAGUGAAAUUCAAUAUUAAAUAGAACUCCUCUCCGUAAAAAUUUUAAAUAUUGAUCCCGUAAAAUGUCUCCAAAACCUAAAAGCGAUGGUAAGAAAACAAAAAAGCUACAAAAUAUGAGAGAUCAGUUCUUUAAGGAGUUUUAUGCUAAAGGGGAAGUUUUAGUUGAUACACCAGAAGAUGAUAUAAAAAUUGUCGAAACAACUAAAUCAACUUGUGAAACUGUUGAUCUAGACGAUAGUUUUAGCAUAGAUGACCUUUUGGCAAAAUAUACAACGAAAGAAGCAGUGAAAACAAAUAAGCGUACUAAAAACGCGGUAAAAAGAAAGAAGAACUUUCGCGAGAGUGACUGUGACGAUCUUGAAUAUGUGAUACCACCAAUCAAGACACGCAGAGCAUCAAAGAAACUCUUAAAAUGUAAUGAAACAAACGAUUCAAUUAUAAUAAUCACAGACGACUUACCACAAAUAAUAACAGACACGAAUAAUACAACUAAACCCAAACGAAAAAGAAAAACAAACGCCAAAGAUAGUAUUAAACCGGUAACAGAUGAAGUGCAACAAAUUACCAGUGGAAGAAACGGGGGACGUAAUAGGAGAAAAAAAGUAUCACAGCCCGAUCAACCGGCGAUCGUACCAGGUACUACAACGAGAAGUAGUCCAAGAUUUAGAACCAGAAUGACUGCAACUUUAAGAGCGGCACCAACAGAGGAAUACCCGACAAUAACAAUCGGAAACCUAGCAGAAUAUCCAGACAAUUCAAGAAAUGUCCCACUGUUUACAGAAAAAAUGAACGAGGUUAUAGAUUUAGAUGAUUAUUCAGAUGAAAAUGAGGAAUUAUCCGUCAAAGUGUAUUGGAAGAAUCACGAAGUGCAUAGAUUCAAUAUACGGAGAUUUCAAAAGCUAAAGAAUAUAUUUGAACACUUUUCCGAUAAGGAGAAUGUGGGGCAGAACCAGUUGCUCUUUACUUAUGAUGACGCUAUCAUCAAACCUGACGAUACGCCAGAAUCCAUAGGCUACAAUAUAGCCAAAUUUAUAGACGGAGGUGUUGUAAAUCGGACGAUUAAUCUCAAUAGAGACAAACCUACAAGUAAAGAAAAGGGCAUCAAAAUAAAGUUUCAAUUCAAAAAUAUCAAAAAGCCCUACGAAAUAUAUGUUGAACCCGACGAGAAAUUAUCAGUAGCCUUUAUAAAAUGUGCUGAGCACUUAGAGAUCCCGCUACAUAAAGUAAAAUUCCAAUUCGAUGGGGACUAUAUAACAGGUAAGCAAACAUCGAGGGAACUUGAAUUUGAAGGUGGAGAAUGCAUUGAUGUUAAGAUAGAUGAAAAAUAAAUUUGUUUUAAUGUUAAUUAAAUAUAUUGUAUGAUAUUAUUA